Charadrius vociferus (killdeer) is the source of this 159-nucleotide messenger RNA. RefSeq names its product homeobox protein Hox-A3-like. The record is from RefSeq and is a predicted model, not a curated record. The transcript has 3 exons. Bases 1 to 159 code for a protein of 52 amino acids. NCBI's taxonomy places the organism in Eukaryota, Metazoa, Chordata, Aves, Charadriiformes, Charadriidae.
AUGGCAGGGGCAGGUCCCCCCGAGGACUGUCCCUCUCCCACACCGCAGGCCUCAGGUCCCCCUGUUCCUCAGGUCCCUCUGAGGGCUCUCCCUGUCCCCCCCACAGGUCGCCAUCCCCCAAAUCGCUCUGAGGGCUCUCCUCUUCCCCUGUCCCUCUGA